AUGAAAGUUAUUUUAAAGUUAUUACUUUUUUCGUUGCUGUUACAAAAUAAUUUGACAGCAUAUGCCCGUUACUCACAACUUGCACAAUAUUUGAAGGUACCAGAAAGCAAAGUACCUGAUUUAUUGCUUAAACAGAAAUUCUUGAUCGAGGGAAACAUGAAAAAUUCCUUAGCCAAAUUAGAUUCCACUCUUAAAGAAUUAGAUAGAUUAGCUGAAGAACACAAUGUGACCACAAUUGUGUUAAGUAAAAAUUACGAAAAGAAUAAUAUAGAAAUACGGUUAAAUCAUAAUGAAAAUAACCAAGCAUUUAUAGACAGUGCCAAAAAAUUUAAUCCGAUUAUAUUUAAUAACAAAGAAUUUUUCGAUAGUGGUGAAAAAGAUUUUAUACCGUUGAAAAAGAAAGAAGUGAGAUUUAACUCGUUUGAUUCGUCUAAUCCGCUUGCUUUAAGACCUAUAGAAAAAAAGGUUCAUGCGCAACCCAGAAGAAUAGACAUUCCUAUGUUUGCCGGAGAAGGCGUACAUACUGGUUAUAGUAAAUGUAGUGCUGGAUUCUGGGCGAUUUUUAAUAAAAAUCUCCUCCUUACGACCGCAGGGCAUUGUAAAGAUCAUGCCGUACCUGAUAAGAAAGGAAUUGUUUCUUUUUAUCAUCUAUCAUGGGAUAGGGUGGGGCCGCCAACAAGAAUUGAUGAUGAUGAUUAUAUUGGACCAAUGGUUUUACAAGAUUUUAAAGAUGGUAACGAUAGGGGAUUUAUCUUGAAAAAUACUCAAAAAAUCGCUUCCCCGGCCAUAAGGGUAAACGAUUCAGAUUUUGAGAUAUAUCAUAUUCUCGGUUCGUUAGAUAUAGAUGAGUCAUACAUAGGAGCUUCAGUAUGUAUAUCUGGUGUUACCUCACGUGUAACAUGUGGUAAGAUAUUAGAAGUCGGUGCGGAGUCUACCGCAUACAGGAAUGGUUCCACAAUUACACAUACGGACACUAUCCAAACAAGUAUCAUAUCUAAGCCUGGUGAUUGUGGUUCACCUGCGUUCAUAUUUAAUCUUGAUACGCUUCCCACUGUUUUUCUUAUCGGUAUACUUGUAGCUGGGUAUGGUAAUGAAAGCUCCACAGUUUUACCUAUGAAAAAACUUUUACAAGAAAAUCAAACACUUCUUACAAUAUUGAAUGUCGACGAAGUGCUCUUUUGA
Racocetra persica is the source of this 1182-nucleotide messenger RNA. NCBI's taxonomy places the organism in Eukaryota, Fungi, Glomeromycota, Glomeromycetes, Diversisporales, Gigasporaceae. The record is from the annotation of a GenBank genome assembly.